AGCAAUGAGUGAGCGAGCGCCCAAUAAGUGUCAGCAGUGAACGACGAGUGCGUGAGCGAGCGAGCGAGCACGAGACGUGCAAAAUACUUCUAGUGUAUAUGGUACCACACAUCCAAAACAGAUUUCAUCACGCGCACCCCCGGAGCAGCCACCGCCACACAGGACUGCACAGCGGCAGAAAAAUGGUCAAGCUACAGCCGCUUGAGUUUAUCGAUUGCUUGAUCGACAGUCCCGAUUUUCGUGAAAACCUCAACAAACAUGAGAAGGAACUGGAGAAAAGCAGCCAGCACAUCAAGCGCAUCAUCAAGGAGAUCAAGGACCUGCUGGCCGCUGCGAAAAGCCUGUCUCGAGCGCAACGAACGCUGUCGAAAAGUCUGAAGGAGUUCAACUUCGAGUGCAUUGGGUCGACACAAACAGACGACGAACAGGUGAUAGCGGAUAGUUUGAAGCAGUUCAGCAAGCUCAUAUCGUCCAUCGAGGAAGAACGUGACAAUAUGCUUGAUCGCGCACACGACCAAAUAGUGAUACCGCUGGAGGAUUUCCGGAAAGUACAUAUCGGCGGCGUGAAGGAGAACAAGAAGAAGUACGACAAAAAGACCGCCAAAUUUUGCCAAGCCCAGGAACGGUUCCUUAACAUGUCUUCCAAAAAGCCGUCCCCAGCAGUCGUAGAGGCCGAUGCAUCGUUGGGAAUGUUAGAAAGGGAGUACCUGCGGGAGUCUCUAAGCUACGUGUUGGGCAUUCAGGAGGUACAGGAGCGCAUAAAAUUCGAGUUCGUGGAAAUAAUCCUUAGAUUCAUAUCAGACUGGCUGGUAUUUUAUCAUCUUGGCCACGAGGUAGCCGAAGAUGCCAAAGAUUAUUUGUCCGAUCUACAACUGAAAGUUCAAAAGACAAGAGAAAACUUUGACGAAACGCGACAAAAGGCACAGGAACUGAAGAACAAAUAUAUGGACAGCAAAAUGAAACCAGAUAGUGAAUACACGAAGCAGGGCUAUCUCUAUUUGAUGGAGAAAAAAUUCGCCGUAGUAACGUGGUCGAAGUAUUACUGUACAUACAAAAAGCAGAGCCGAGAGUUUGCGAUGCUACAGUACAAUCAAAUGUCGGGCCGAUCGCAACAAACGACACCGGAAGUAUUCACGCUUGCCUCAUGCAUAAGGCGAUUGUCGGAGUUUGAAAAGCGGUACUGCUUUGAUUUAAUUUUCACCGAGAGGUCUACGAUGACGUACACUUUCCAAGCCCUCAGUGAGGAAGACAUAAAAGCAUGGCUCGACGCCAUGGAUGGAAAAGAGCCGACGAAUCUGACGUUAUCAACGAAGUACAACGAAGACAGCACACUGGAUGAGGUAGGAUUUGCGUUCGUAAGGAAGUGCAUCGAGAUCUUGGAAAAAAGAGGCCUAGAGGAAGAGGGAUUGUACCGUAUUGGCGGUGUAAGCACAAAGAUAACAAAGUUACUUCAGAUGGGAUUGGACCGAAAAAAGACUGAAAAGGAACGCCUAAGCUUUUUCCAUGAUGACCAGUCGGGCAGCGCGGCGGAUGUGCUGGAAAGCAAAACUAUUGCAAGUGCGCUGAAACAGUAUCUUCGGCAUCUGAGUGAGCCACUGAUGACGUUUCGGUUACAUCAUGCCUUCAUAGCUGCCGCAAAACAGGAAACGCGCCUACAAAGAAUCAACGAAGUACACCAACUGAUACACAAACUCCCAAAAAGCCGUUUUGACAUGCUGGAUAUCGUCAUAAGGCACCUAAAAUCCGUAUCGUUAAAAUCAGACCGUAACAAGAUGUCGGUUUUUAACCUGGGAGUGGUAUUUGGACCAACAUUAUUACGCGCUGCUGAGGAAACCGUCGCAGCCAUCUUGGAUAUAAAGUUCAACAACGUAGUGAUUGAAAUUUUAAUUGAAAACUAUGACAAAAUAUUCAAAACCAUACCACCAACGCUGAAAGGCACCAGUGAAUAUAUGUUGCAACCGAGCACCAGCCCAUCAUUCCAUCGACCUGGCAGCGGCGGAAGCGGUAUGGCCGGAUCGAUAGCGAUCGGUGGCGGAGGCGGAGGGGUCCAUAAUUAUUCCAAAGAACGCACACCAUCAGCGCAGCCAAUCUACGCCCAACCGCAGCCGGUGGUGCGCGUGGUAGCCAAAUCCAACUACACCGAACCGAUCAUGUCGUCGAGCUUACAGAACAUAUCGAACGGCUUAACGCCACUGUAUAGCAAGGGCACAAACCACUACCCAACGUACGAAGCGAAACCGACAAUUAUUUCCUCCUCGAUCAGCAACUCUGCCUCUACGUCACCCUUGGUUGCCCGGGAGCAACAUCUGAAAUCGAGCACAAGCUCCCCUCCGAACCAUCACCAUAGCCUUCAGAGUUCCUCGGUGCACUUGCACCACCAUCCGCAGAGCAUAAACUCCUCCGGUUACCCGAACGUGGUAUCGGGGAACGCGACGACCGUAGGGUCGGUGGCCGCAGCGGCGGCAGCAGGCUGUUACCAGUUACAUCAUCAAACCGGGCCAUCGCAACCCUCAUCACUGACGGGAGGAAGCGCUAGCAAUCACAUGACGGCCAGCUACGAUCGGGCGCUGCAUCAUCAUCAUCAGAUGCGUAGUGAUGCCGGCGGUGCCGGCAUCGACGGAGGCGGCGGUGGAGUGUACAAUCGUGUGUCUGGCCUGGCAAGCAGCGACUCCAAUUUGGCGAGCUCACGCAAAGAGCUGUCUAUCUAUGAACGCAUCAACUCGACUAGCAGUUCAAACGAAUCAGUUUGUUCGUCCUCCGGUGGCGGAACUGCCACCGGAACAAUGCGCUCCGGACACGGUCCCUGGUCUGUGGGGGUCAUUGGUGCGCCUGGUAGUGAGUAUGCUGCGCUGGUGAGCGGCAACGCCAGCAGUGCGUCAAAGUAUGGUAUUGUAGGGGCCACUGCAAGCAAUAACGUUGGUGCAACGGUAGUUGGCGGCGGUGUCGCACCAGAAGAUUCUAGUCCAAGCGGCUACAAGCCGAAAAAACAGCAGCGCAUUAAAGACUACAGCCGCCAUUAUCAGCUUACGCAGCCACACCUUUCACUCACCCAGCAGCAGCAGUACCUGCAACAGCAGCAGCACCAACAGCAGCACCAACACCAACAACAACAUGGAAAGCAUUCUUUGGCCAAUAGAGAGAAUUUACGGGUUCGCACGCUAUACGCAUGUUUGGCCGAGAACGACGGCGAACUGUCCUUUGAACCGAAUCAAAUUAUUACAAAUGUUCGUCGCUCAAACGAACCCGGUUGGUUGGAAGGCACACUGAACGGCAAAUCGGGUCUGAUACCGGAAAAUUAUGUCGAAAUCUUGAAGUAGUGAACAUUCGGUUUCUUUAUUGCUAAACAAAUGGCUAGUUGUGAUAAGGUGCAGCGGCUGCCAGGGUGGUGCACACGUAACAUGCUUGGGAAGUACUUAAGCCAAAUAGCUAGAAACCAUAGUGAACAACAAAAUCGGACGCACACGCCCCGACAAUCGGGGUUUACAUUGCCGGUACACCAUUGCCCUGCUAGAGUUGGUUGUUUCAUUCAUUAUUUUUAUGUUUAAACUAUCCAUGUUUCCAAGGUUCUCCGUAAACGAUAUCAUACAGUAAGUAAGGAGUCCCGCUUGGCAUACCAGUAACAUUGGUAUGAUCGUGCGGAUCGAUUGAUUAAGCAAGAGCUACAGCUGAGUGAAACACUUUAUGCUUAAAACAAUCAGAGAACACGAACUUACUACUACCAAUCAUCUAAUUUGAACACUCUCGUAUUGAGCCCCAUUCCUUGUAGUGGACCUAUGUAAUCUGCUUUUUUGUGAAGUAACAAUAGACCAGUAGGAAACUAAAUGGCCAGCUUGUGUAACGAAACCGGUUGACUUGAAGAGCUGAAACGAUACAAACCACGAUACAAAACACCAAAACGAUUGUGAAAUUUCACAAAAGGAUGCCGCAUUUUUUAUAAAUCGUGUACAUUUCAUAAUAUAUUGCAAAAAAUGAAUUGGGACAAAUGAAUAAUCCCGGAAAAAGGAACAAGAAAACAGAGAGAGAGAGAUAGAUAGUGCGAAAAGUCGUACCUACAGUCAACCAGAUUCCCACCUGUAUACAUACACAAAUACGCACAUACACUCACUAUACCCCGCAGUCACACAUACCUCAGUUGACGUUAUUAUCGUCCUUUGGUGCCGUUUUGCUUGUGGCUCUAAACUGCAUUUUUGUACUUUUUCGCGCGAAUCAAUGAGGCAUAUUAGUAGUGGCAUAAGGGACCGAUCGAGAGUUGCGGAACGAACGGUCUAUGUAAGAUGAUAAUUUUUUAAACCAUGCUGCAUACGAGUUAAAAUGUACUAUUUGGUUUACCGGGCGUAUGAACUUUUCCUGGUUUUUGCUCGUCUUGGCCGUAUGAUAGUUUUGAAAACAAUUGAGGCACGAUCACCUACAACUAACAACGUUUCUUCGACCCUCACGAGCACCAGAAAAUGAAGUGUAGGCAUCUUCAUUUAAUAGAUAUUACACUAUUGCAAAUAUCUCUGAGAGAAGUUUAUAUUGAUCGUGGAAACAGCAACAACAGGUGAAGACACACACACGGAGGCACACAACGGAUCGCAGGACACGGGAAGCGCGAUCAACGUUUUGAAACAUUAUCUCCUCCUAAUAUAUCAUUUAGCCGUGAUCCUAGUAAGAUGCCAUACAUUUUGUACAAAACAAAAUUUUGAAAAACAAAAAAAAGACGAAACACGUUUUCUGAAACGCAAAAGAAUAAUAUGCUUCGAAGAAAGCAUAGCAUAGGACGACAAACAGUAUGUUGAUAAAACCCCACGCUACUCAAUUUGUGAUCUGAUGGACGUUCAGCCGCCGUAUGUACCGCUGGUUACAGCAUCUUUUCCAUUUGUCCACAGCUUUUACUGCCUAUCGACCGACUUACAUUCGUUUUACACAUUUUUCGAAUUACUUACAUUGUCCAGCCUCAUCGCACAGGUGUUUUGCUCUCACUUUUAUUCCGGACACCACCUAUAGUACCGAACUGCAACCUUCUGCCGAAAUGUGGAAGGCAUUCCUUGUGAGCACAGUACAGGCGAAACUUUACUUUUAAACACAUUCCGCGUGCUACAUUUAUUCAUAUUCUGAUCCUGUAAGCUUUUCCCUAUAUAUUUUCCUCUAUGUUGCAUUUGCGUAUCAUGCUUUAUUUCGAGACUUACCGCGUAUAUAGUAUAGUAUAGUUUAACAUUAUUUCGGCUCAAAUUCUUCGGUAUUUUCUGUGAUUCUUUUACCGAUGAAAAGAAACAUUCCUAUGGCAACAAAAUAAUCUAAAUAAUGUCUAAUUAUUGACCGGCAACAGAACAGAAAAGAAUUCAGAUUAUUCGCGUAAUGAACUACAAAGUUGCUUUAAGUAGAGGAAAACAAAAGACGAUGGUUUGUCGUUGUUAUUUAAUUUAUAUCAUUCUGUUUGUUUUUUUUCUUUAAGUAAUUAUAGGUAAAUUCAUUAUGUUGACCGAUUGGGUAAAUUUUGUAUAUAAUGUCUAAUAGGAGAUGUUAGUAUGGUUUAUGAUUGUCAUUAAUGCCACCAUUUUUUUUAUGUAUAGUGCAAAUAGCUCGUAAACCCUAAAACAAUACCAACUGAUCUUUGGGAGAAGCUUAUCGAAUUGGGUAUGGCGUUAAAACUAUGUUUAAAAAUAAAUGAAAACAAUACAUAUUAAC
Molecule: messenger RNA, 5667 nt
Organism: Anopheles cruzii
Lineage: Eukaryota; Metazoa; Arthropoda; Insecta; Diptera; Culicidae
Gene: Graf
Product: rho GTPase-activating protein Graf
Exons: 15
Coding region: 99-3317 (1072 amino acids)
Biological process (GO): signal transduction
Cellular component (GO): cytoplasm
Molecular function (GO): GTPase activator activity; protein binding
Source: RefSeq, a predicted model, not a curated record